AUGGCACCUGCAACAAUAACAACAGCAUCCGGUGCAUCCUGGCAAGAGGUUGCCAAAGAUAGACAGAGAUAUCGAGAUGAGACUAUCGCAGCUAUCAAGCCACCUAUCCCAGAUGUCACGGAUAUUCCAUUGAAUACGUUAUCAGUUGCGAGAAAAGUACUUACAUCCGAGGAGAUUAAGAUUACAGAAGCUACAGUCGAAAUUCUAGUGGCUAAACUUGCAAAAGGAGAGUUAAGUGCAACCGAAGUUGCGAAAGCAUUCUUGAGAAGAGCUGGGUUGGCCCAAAAAGUGACUAAUUGCAUCACUGAAUUACUUCCCGAGCGAGCGCUUUCUCGUGCAAAAUACCUCGACGAAUAUUUGAAAACGAAUGGAAAGACUAUUGGCCCUCUUCACGGUAUACCGAUAAGCGUAAAAGAACAUGUUGGUAUCAAAGACCUGGACCAUAAUGCGGGCUUCGUUGCUUGGGUUGGCAAAACAAGUCCAGUCGAUUCCCAUAUCCUAGAAAUUCUGUUGAAUGCAGGUGCUAUAUUAUACGCUAGGACUACACAGCCUCAAACUUUGAUGCAUUUAGAGACAAGUAACAACAUAUAUGGAGUUACUGUAAACCCAUUCAAUACCACUUUGACUUGCGGUGGCUCUUCAGGUGGUGAAGGGGCGUUAGUUGGAUUUAGGGGUUCGUGUCUUGGUAUCGGUACUGAUAUUGGUGGCUCAAUCCGUUCACCGGCAGCAAAUAAUGGUGUAUAUGGCAUGAAGCCAACAGCUCGUCGCUUACCAGUAGAUGGAUGGACUGCAACUAUGGCUGGUGCCGAGCACAUCGUUCCCACAAUCGGACCAUUAUCAACAAGCUUAGAUGGCUGUAAAGUCUUCAUGAAAGUACUCAUUGAUGCAAAACCAUGGUACAAAGAACCAUCUCUUUUGCCCUUUCCUUGGCGAGAAGAGAAUUUCUUUCCGGGCAAAAAAAUAAAAGUUGCGAUUUUAUGGGAUGAUGGGGUUGUUAAACCACAUCCCCCAGUCACAAGAGCCUUAAAACAAGUCGUGGACAAGCUUAAGACGAAUGCAAAUAUAGAAGUGGUUGAGUGGAAGCCAUAUAAGCAUGAUCUAGCUUGGGAGAUAAUUGCCAAUUUAUAUUUCUCCGAUGGUGGAUCACAAGAACUCGAUGCGCUAAAGGAAUCUGGGGAGCCCCUUCGACCCCUCACUGAGCACAUCAUUAUCCAAAACAAGCAUCUACAAUCUCACAGCAUCGCAUCGAUGUGGAAUUCUCAAGUUCAACGGGAUAUGUAUCGCACUGAAUAUGCAAAUAUUUGGAAUGAAACAGCGACUUCGAAAGGUGCAAAUGGUGAGCUGGAAGGAAUGGUGGACGUUAUACUGUCUCCAGUUGGGCCAGGGAGUGCACCAAAACUAGACACCAGUAAAUGGUGGGGUUACACUUCGCAGUGGAACCUGUUAGAUUAUCCUGCUUUGGUCUUUCCAGUCGACAAGGUUGAUGUGGAAAAGGAUAGUACUGAAGAGACGUACACUCCAAGAAACGACAAGGACAAAUACAAUUGGGAUCUAUGGGAACAACAUGGGGCUGAAGGUUAUAAAGAGGCACCAAUCAGCUUACAGCUGAUAGGAAGACGAUUUGAAGAUGAGAAGGUCAUCCAGGCUUUGGAGAUCAUUCAAGAGCAAACUGGAUUACCGUUUGUUGAAUACAUUUGA
Molecule: messenger RNA, 1698 nt
Organism: Botrytis deweyae
Lineage: Eukaryota; Fungi; Ascomycota; Leotiomycetes; Helotiales; Sclerotiniaceae
Exons: 6
Coding region: 1-1698 (565 amino acids)
Source: RefSeq, a predicted model, not a curated record